AUGGAGAUUCAAGCAAGACUGAAGGAAUACAAACUCCAUUUCAUGGUCGCAAUCAUCAUGAGCGUGCUUGUGUCGGCCCUCGUGUAUGCAGCACCAAGAAUUCUCGACAUAUUAGCUUAUUUCUGGCCUCUGUUUGCGUCAACGGCCGCCUUCUUGGCGGUGGCAAUCACCUUCGGCGGCUUUCAACAGUUUUCAGAAGAAGCUACUGGCGAGGGAAUCAUGGAAUACGUCGCCGGACGGCCUGAUGAUUCUCACAAGUACGAUUGAAAGAUUUGUAUCCCAAAGUCUCCAUCUCUUUUAUGAGCUUUACAGAUGUACAUGAUUUGGUUCACUUAUGUCAAAUAAAAUGUCACUACCAUGUAACAAUAUCAAGUUGAUAAAAAGACUAUUUGCAUAAGCA
Messenger RNA from Brassica napus (rape), 400 nucleotides. RefSeq lists its product as uncharacterized. Bases 1 to 267 code for a protein of 88 amino acids. The transcript has a single exon. The record is from RefSeq and is a predicted model, not a curated record. NCBI's taxonomy places the organism in Eukaryota, Viridiplantae, Streptophyta, Magnoliopsida, Brassicales, Brassicaceae.